AUGGCGCCGCCCACCUCCCCCGCGGCCGUCGCGGCGGCCGCCCGCGCGGCGCCCACUCCGGCCGCGGCGCUCGCGCUCUUCAAGUCGGCGCUGUCCGCCGACCCGGCGCUCUCCCCGCUCGCCGUGCUGCCGCACCUCUCCGCCACCCCGUCGCUGCCCCACCUGCUCCUCACCGCCUCCAUCGCCGGCCGCCCGCACACCACCUCGCUCAGCCUCUACUCGCGGCUCAAGUCGCUCUCCCUCCCCAUCCCCACCGCCACGCUCCACCCGCUCCUCUCCUCCCUCCCCUCCGCCCCCGCCUUCGUCCUCUUCGCCGAUAUCUUCCGCCUCCGCCUCCCGCUCUCCGCCACCACCUUCAACAUCAUGUUGCGCCACCUCUGCUCCUCCGGCAAGCCCGCCCGCGCGCUGGAGCUCCUCCGACAGAUGCCCGGCCCCAACGCCGUCACCUACAACACCAUCAUCGCCGGGUUCUGCGCCCGCGGCCGCGUCCAGGCGGGGCUGGAUAUCAUGCGGGAGAUGCGGGAGCGGAGCGGUAUUCCGCCCGACAAGUACACCUACGCCACGGUUAUCUCCGGAUGGUGCAAGGUCGGCAAGGUCGAGGAAGCAGCCAAGGUGUUCGACGAAAUGCUGGCUAAGGGAGAGGUGGAGCCAAAUCCGAUGAUGUACAACGCGCUGAUAGGCGCAUACUGUGACCGGGGAAAUCUGGAGGCCGCGCUGCGUUGCCGGGAAGAAAUGGUAGCGAGGGGGGUUUCCAUGACAGUCGCGACAUACAAUUUGUUUGUGCACGCGUUGUUCAUGGAAGGGCGUGCUGCGGAGGCGCAUGCAUUGGUUGAGGAGAUGGGUGACAAGGGGCUUGCACCAGAUGCGUUCACGUACAAUAUAUUGAUCAACGGUUACUGCAAGGAGGGCAAGGAGAAGAAAGCAAUGAAGAUGUUUGAACAUAUGGCUGCGAAAGGGAUUCGUACGACCGUGGUGACCUAUACGUCUUUGAUAUAUGCCUUGUCCAAGAAGGGGAUGGUCCAGGAGGCUGAUAGUCUGUUCAAUGAGGCUGUGAGGAGAGGCAUCAGGCCUGACCUUGUCAUGUACAAUGCCCUGAUCAAUAGCCACUGCACCGGUGGAGAUAUGGACCGGGCAUUUGAGAUCAUGGGAGAAAUGGAGAAGAAGAGGAUCACACCAGAUGACGUGACAUACAAUACUCUGAUGAGGGGGCUGUGCUUGCUGGGGCGUCUUGAUGAAGCGCGUGGGCUCAUUGACAAAAUGACAAAGAGAGGUAUCAAGCCAGACCUUGUCAGUUACAACACCCUGAUCAGCGGCUACAGCAUGAAGGGUGACAUCAAGGAUGCUCUGAAGGUUCGGGAUGAGAUGAUAGACAAGGGAUUCAACCCAACAGUUAUGACAUAUAAUGCAAUGAUACAAGGGCUCUGCAAGAAUGGCCAAGGAGAGGAUGCAGAGGAGCUGGUGAAAGAAAUGGUGGGCAAUGGCAUCACCCCUGAUGACAGUACAUAUAUUUCACUGAUCGAGGGACUUACCACUGAGGACGAGCGGCUGGCCGCGGAAGAUGCUGUAAAAGCGUGA
Messenger RNA from Triticum turgidum subsp. durum (durum wheat), 1575 nucleotides. The record is from the annotation of a GenBank genome assembly. NCBI's taxonomy places the organism in Eukaryota, Viridiplantae, Streptophyta, Magnoliopsida, Poales, Poaceae.